AUGUGCCAUAAUUCAUCAGUCAUUGAUUUGUACACUGUUGGGGACGGAGAUAAGACAUGGGAUACAUUAAGACAAGGAGAAAUGCCCUUUGUGCAUUGGCUGCUCGUGCAUGGACCACAAGGCGAAAAAGUUAGAGUCAAGGCGGUGUUUGAUGGAGGAGCGAUGGUGGGCACUAUGUGUACAUCGUUCUUCAAGAAGGUCCAGCACAGACUUCUAGGCCAAACCACACCAUCCAACAGACGUUUGCGUGUGGCGAAUGGCACCAUCAUACCCUCACACGCAGUAUGGACUGGGAUGUUGGAAUUGGGAGGAGUUCGGGUGAAGGCAGAGUUUGAAAUCUUCGAUAGUGGAGGCGGCUGGGAAUUCUUAUUCGGGAAACCGCUACUACGUUGCUUCAAGGUGUUGCAUGACUUUGAUGCAGACACGGUCACCAUUCGCGCUGCUCAUGGACCAGUCGUAUUAUGCAACAGCGUCAGCCAAUGUGCCCCGAAGACUCCUUUAGGCGUUAGCCUCACACUCAGUGUGGAACAGCGGGAAAACUCAGUAGGGGGCUCUUCAGGCGUGAAACCCCCUCCGAGGCAAGUUUUGCAUCACAAGGUCUUAGACGUUGAAGUUCAGAAUAACAAGUUGGAUUGCAUUUUAGGUGGUACUAAUGACACGUCAACUGUAACAGGUGGGUACAUCAUAAACGAAGAUGAAAGUAUAGUGCAGGAAGAAGAAGAGUGGUUGAAGGCCACAGGAGAGCCAUGA
This is a messenger RNA of Laccaria bicolor S238N-H82, 750 nucleotides long. RefSeq lists its product as uncharacterized. The coding region runs from base 1 to 750 and encodes 249 amino acids. NCBI's taxonomy places the organism in Eukaryota, Fungi, Basidiomycota, Agaricomycetes, Agaricales, Hydnangiaceae. The transcript has a single exon. The record is from RefSeq and is a predicted model, not a curated record.